UCGGGGUCCAGUCAGUUUGGGGAGCAACAGUCUAUCGAAGGAACACCAUCUAUCGACCAAACUCUGCAUCAUUUUCUGCUCGACAUUGCAGCUUGAUCAAUUUUCGCUUUCGCUUUCGAUUCCAUACGAAUACUUCGUUGGAGGCCGGUUUCAUUCGCUAUCGCGAUUGUAUGACCAGGUAGAGGUCACACUACCGACAACAAAUCCAAACGCGUCAUUUCGAACACUGCCCACUUGACCAGGAGAUAUGGGCGGUGAAGAACUGAUGCCGGAGGGCGUACACCAUUAUGACGAAUCAUCAGAAAUGCCAGAGAACAUCCAAAAAUAUUGGCACCAACGCUAUGAUAUUUGGUCUCGUUAUGAUGAAGGUAUCUGGAUGACUGACGACGUCUGGUUUGGUGUAACCCCCGAACCGAUAGCCAAUCGCAUUGCCGAUCACAUCAAGACUGGCGGACCUGAAUCAAAGUCAAUCAUCAUAGAUGCCUUUGCUGGUGCCGGCGGUAAUGCCAUCGCCUUUGCUCUCUCCGGUCGCUUUAAGCAGGUUUUCGCCAUCGAGAAGGACCCUGCAACACUUGCCUGCGCACGUCACAAUGCUGAGGUAUAUGGUGUAGCGUCAAAAAUCUGGUGGAUUGAGGGCGAUUGCUUCGACGUCCUCAAAAAGCGUCUGAAGUCAUUGGCCAAAGACGCCAUCGUGUUUGCCAGCCCACCUUGGGGAGGUCCUCAGUACAGCGAUGAUAACAUCUUCGACCUCAGUACUAUGCAACCCUACAAUCUCAAGCACAUCUACGACAGCUUUGCAGCUUACGUCCCAGACUUUGUGCUCUUCUUGCCUCGCAGCUCCGACCUGAACCAACUGGCCAAAUACGCCCCUAAGGAUAAAAAGCUUGAAGUUGUGCACUACUGUACGAACGGCUCUAGCAAGGCUCUCUGCGCCUACUUUGGAGAGUUUCAAUUCCAAUGAUAACGGAUCGAAAGGAAAUGAGGAUAGGACAAACCACAAGAACACCUAAAGUACAGCCGGCUAGAGACCCUUACCGGCGUCCUUAGACCAUUCCAACAUCACCCAACAGCCACGCGACCAAAGCUUCAUAGCCAACUAAAACUCCCUCAACCAAGCUCCUUUCCCGCGCAUACAUCCAACCCAUAUAUUCGAGAAAAUCCUGUCC
Messenger RNA from Aureobasidium pullulans EXF-150, 1166 nucleotides. RefSeq names its product RNA methylase family protein. Lineage: Eukaryota; Fungi; Ascomycota; Dothideomycetes; Dothideales; Saccotheciaceae. Bases 248 to 961 code for a protein of 237 amino acids. Gene Ontology annotation, molecular function: RNA cap trimethylguanosine synthase activity. Gene Ontology annotation, biological process: 7-methylguanosine RNA capping; 7-methylguanosine cap hypermethylation. Gene Ontology annotation, cellular component: nucleus. The record is from RefSeq and is a predicted model, not a curated record. The transcript is spliced from 5 exons.